CUAUCUCUUUCUCUUCCCUAAAAAAUAACUCGUAAUUUAUUUUUCUUUCCUACAAGUUUUAAUACUUCGUUUCAUCUACAUUCAUUACCCUAUCCAGUCUCCUCUCUCUAUUUCUGGCAGUCCUCCGUCUUUUUCUCUCUCCACCGAAGCCUGAUUUUCUCUCGACGGUUUUCCGUCGCAAUGCCACCUCCGAUGAAAUCGAACAGGCUGGGCAGGAUCUCCGACUCCGAUGAGUCCGAUACGCCGUCGAACAAUUUGUGGGUGGGGAACCUGGCGAGCGACGUGACCGACUCUGAUCUCAUGGAGCUCUUCGCCCAGUACGGGGCGCUCGACAGCGUCACCACCUACUCUUCGCGUAGCUACGCCUUCGUCUUUUUCAAGCUCGUCGAGGACGCCAAGGCCGCGAAGGACGCUUUACAAGGCGCGGAGCUGCGAGGGAACCGGGUCAAGAUCGAGUUUGCUCGCCCGGCAAAACCUUGCAAGCAACUAUGGGUGGGUGGAAUUAGCCCAACUGUCUCAAAGGAAGAAUUGGAAGAAGAGUUUCUUAAGUUUGGUAAAAUUGAGGAUUUUAAGUUCCUCAGAGACCGUAAUACUGCAUUUGUUGAAUACCUUAGAUUGGAAGAUGCAUCCCAAGCCAUGAGAAAUAUGAAUGGGAGGCGUUUAGGUAGUGACCAGAUACGCGUGGAUUUCCUUCGAUCGCAGCCCUCAAGAAGAGAACAGUGGCCCGACUCCAGAGAUGGGCUGUUUCAGGGCAGAAGCAUGGUAUCUGUGGACUCCCAUUUAGGCCAUAAAAGACAGCUGCAUCCUCAGUCUUCUGUAGGCCGAAGAGGAGAUGGUCAACCCAGUAACGUCUUGUGGGUAGGUUACCCACCUUCUGUUCAGAUUGACGAACAAAUGCUCCAUAAUGCCAUGAUUUUGUUUGGUGAAAUAGAAAGAAUUAAGAGUUUUCCUUCAAGACACUACUCCUUUGUGGAGUUUAGGAGUGUGGACGAAGCCCGGCGUGCCAAGGAGGGGUUGCAAGGUCGGCUUUUUAAUGAUCCUCGAAUAACCAUCAUGUUUUCGAGCAGUGGGCUGGCACCUGGCAAAGAUUACCCUGGAUUUUAUCCUACAACCAAAGGGCAAAGGCCAGAAAUGUUUGUUAAUGAACCUCCAUUUCUUCCUGCACAGAUGGAUAUGCUUGGUCAUAGUCGUCCUGUGGUAUCAAAUAAUUUUCCUGGACCAUUGCAAACUAUGCCAAUGAGGCCUUUUGGUCGUCAAGGUAGUCUUGAACCUCCGUUUUCAGGCUCAGAAUUUGAUGAUUUGGCCACACAUCCUAAUUUUCAGGAUGGUGAUUUGAAGAAUAUGAUGGGUUCAAACUGGAAAAGGCCAUCCCCUGCACCUGGGAUGCUCCCUUCUCCUGCACCAGGUAUUAGACCAUCUGCAAGAUCCACAUCUGGUGCUUGGGAUGUAUUAGACAUAAAUCAAUUUCAGAGGGAUUCUAAAAGGUCAAGGAUGGAUGAUGCUUUGUCUGUUGACGAUGUUUCUUUUCCUUUGAGAAGGAUUGAUGAUCGUGGAUUGGGGUUGGAUCAAUCUUAUGGGCCUGGUCUGGUAAUUGAUGGAGAUGCUUCUAACCAUUUCCGAAAUGUUCAAGGGAAGAGCCGCCUCAGUCCUGUUGGUAGUAGAGCCAUGGCUGGAGGACCUGGUCAGGGUCAGGUUGAUAAUGAUUACAUAUGGCGUGGGAUUAUCGCUAAGGGGGGAACACCUGUUUGUCAGGCACGUUGUGUCCCCAUCGGAAAAGGAAUAGAAACUGAGCUUCCUGAAGUAGUUAAUUGCUCGGCCAGAACAGGAUUGGAUAUGCUCACGAAGCAUUAUGCUGAUGCCAAUGGGUUUGAUAUUGUUUUCUUCUUGCCAGACAGUGAAGAUGAUUUUGCUUCGUACACUGAAUUUCUUCGCUACCUAGGUGCCAAAAACCGUGCUGGUGUUGCCAAGUUUGAUGAUGGGACCACCUUAUUUUUGGUACCUCCAUCAGACUUCUUAACUAAUGUUUUGAAAGUUGUGGGCCCUGAACGUUUAUAUGGUUUGGUUCUCAAGUUUCCACAACAAGCUCCUAGUGGCACAUCAAUACUGCAACAAUCAUAUCUUCCCAUUCCUUCUGCUCAUUAUAUGGACAGACAGCAGAUUCCUCCUCAUGCCGAGUAUGGUGUACUCUCUUCUAGGGAGGAACAAGUUUUGCCAAUGGAUUAUAGUAGGGUUUUGUAUGAGGACUCUAAGCUUCCUCCUAAAUCAGUUUUCCCAGUUACAAGUGAGUCACCUGCAAUGCAGUCAGUACCCCAAGAUUACACUACUAGCAAUGCACCUGCAGUGUCCCAACCUGGAGUAACAUUAACCCCUGAACUUAUUGCUACUCUAGCUUCCUUACUACCUCCAAACACACAGUCUUCUGUUUUAGAAAGUGCAAAGCCCGAAUUAGGCUCAUACUCUGUCAGACCUUCAGUUCCACCUCAAGUUGCAUCUGAUAAAGAGACGCCAUCCCAAGACUGGAAACAAGAUCAUCAAACAUCUGACUAUGUGGGUCAUUCAUUGCAACAGUUGAGGAGUCAGUUUAAUCCUCCAAUACAAAACCCAGCCCAGUAUCAGCCUUACCCGUCUGUCUCAAUAACUCCAGGCCAUAGUGCCCCAUUGGUACUUGGCAGUGCCCAAAUUCAGGACUCUUCUAUCAGCUUGCCACGGCAGGGUGCAAUUUUGUCUCGGCCUCUGAACCAAAAUGGACAGGCUGCUGCCUCUUCCCAAGUGAGUCAGCCGUAUCAGCUUGAAAUUCCUCCCAGUGGCCAGAGAGGCUAUGGCAUGGUUCAUGGAAUGCAGGCUUCUGGAAUGUAUAGUUCACCAGCUUUUCAGCAGGCUAAUGGUCCUUUGACAUCACCUGGUCAGGCUCAUGGUUCUCUUCAUUCCCAUCCAGCAACAGUAGCAGCUGAAAAAGUGAGCUCAGAGCUUCCAGGUCAGGUGCAGCAGCUUCAGUCUGCACUCUUUGGCACUUCCCAGGGCAUGCAAGAUGUUGAGGUUGAUAAGAAUCAGCGCUACCAGUCAACGCUACAAUUUGCUGCUAGCCUCCUACAACAGAUUCAGCAGCAGCAGCAAGCGACCACUCAGGCAGGACGAGGGUCUGGAAAUCAACAAUGAGGUGAUUUUGCAGGGCUUGGGCUUUUUCUUUUCCAGAAAAUGGAUCUAUCAUGUUUUGGAAACUCAAAAUACCUACUCGACUCCUACUGUGAGAGGUUGGUGUUGGUCAUCUCAAACUAAGCUAUAUAAUUGUUAUAAAGACGGUAACACUAUAAUUUACAACAAACAGUAUAUGGGCGACGCCUCCUCUCUCUCGUUUUUUCUUUGUUAUCUUUUUCCUUUUGUAUUCUAUUUGUUUCACUAUCUAGUCUGUCUAUUUGAUUAACCGGUUUACAUUU
Juglans microcarpa x Juglans regia is the source of this 3434-nucleotide messenger RNA. Its product is annotated as flowering time control protein FPA-like. Gene Ontology annotation, molecular function: RNA binding. The transcript is spliced from 6 exons. NCBI's taxonomy places the organism in Eukaryota, Viridiplantae, Streptophyta, Magnoliopsida, Fagales, Juglandaceae. The record is from RefSeq and is a predicted model, not a curated record. Bases 181 to 3156 code for a protein of 991 amino acids.